Molecule: messenger RNA, 2373 nt
Organism: Naumovozyma dairenensis CBS 421
Lineage: Eukaryota; Fungi; Ascomycota; Saccharomycetes; Saccharomycetales; Saccharomycetaceae
Gene: RRP6
Product: exosome nuclease subunit RRP6
Exons: 1
Coding region: 1-2373 (790 amino acids)
Biological process (GO): histone mRNA catabolic process; nuclear polyadenylation-dependent antisense transcript catabolic process; exonucleolytic trimming to generate mature 3'-end of 5.8S rRNA from tricistronic rRNA transcript (SSU-rRNA, 5.8S rRNA, LSU-rRNA)
Cellular component (GO): nucleolus; nuclear exosome (RNase complex)
Molecular function (GO): nucleic acid binding; 3'-5'-RNA exonuclease activity; nucleotide binding
Source: RefSeq, a predicted model, not a curated record
AUGUCUAGUUCCAGUAUCGAUCAAACAGGAACUCCUCCAACAGCAGCUGGUGCAAAUGAAAAACAAAGUCCAAAAGACCAACUACUUCCACAAGUAGUGCAAACUGUGAGGGCAUCAGUAGCUUUAGCCGCCCAAGAUGUAGAUUUCUACCGUAGUAUGGACAAAACUACUGCGAAAACUUUGAAAGAAACGACUUCUCAGUUAGCAGAUAUGAUUAAUAGUGUCCUUUUAGCAGUCGAUGAAAACUCUGAAACUUUAGAUGGAACAAAGGAAAAUUUGGAGGAUAAUUGGAAAGACUUUAGUAAUUUGAUGGAUAAUUUAUUGGAAAAGUCAGAUAGAUCUAUGGAUAUGUUACUACGUUCCAAAAAUACCAAUACAAACAACAGUAAUAUGCAGUAUUUAGAUGAAUAUUCUGGUAGAGAUGAUACUAGUUCUAAAAGACGUGCUAUUGGAAAACCGCAAUUGGAGUUUGAUGUACCCGUAGAUAAUACAGAAACUCAUCCUUUUAUACCGUUAUUAAAAUCUAAACCUAAUGCGUUGAAAUCAUUAGAUGAAUCCAUUCAAUUAUUACCUGUUGAUGAGAACGUGCCAGAACAUUAUGCGCAACCAUAUGAAUACGAAAUAGAUAAUCAACCAUAUAAUGACAAGAUUUUACAACUAUCUGAUCCUAUCCCUUCUCAACCUUGGAUGGAAACUACCGCUAUAUGGGUUGAUACUCCUGAAUCAUUACAAUCUAUGAUCAAAGAUUUGAACAAUUGUACUGAAUUUGCAGUCGAUUUAGAACAUCACGAUUAUAGAACAUAUUAUGGUAUUGUGUGUUUGAUGCAAAUUAGUACUCGUACACAAGAUUAUAUUGUGGAUACGUUAAAACUGAGAAGUCACUUACAGCCACUAAAUGAACCAUUUACGAAUCCUCAGAUUACAAAAGUUUUGCAUGGUGCAUUCAUGGAUAUAAUAUGGUUACAACGUGAUCUCGGUCUCUAUAUUGUUAGUCUGUUCGACACAUUCCACGCAUCAAGAGCUUUAGGAUUUCCUAAGAAUAGUUUGGCAUAUCUCUUAGAAAAAUUCUCUAAUUUUAAAACUUCCAAGAAAUAUCAAAUGGCUGAUUGGAGAAUAAGACCAUUAUCGAAGGCAAUGAAUUCUUAUGCAAGGUCGGAUACUCAUUUCCUUUUAAACAUUUUCGAUCAAAUGAGAAAUAAAUUGGUGCAAGAUGGUAAACUAGCAGGUGUACUUAAAGAAUCAAGAAAUGUAGCUAAAAGAAGAUUUGAAUAUGUUAAAUAUAGACCACUCAUUACCUCAUCUGCUGUUUAUUCACCAAUUGAAAAGAUCGAUCCAUGGAAAACCUUAAUGUAUCAAUAUAACAUACCAUUAGCUAAAGAAUUGUUAUUAAAGGAGUUAUAUCAAUGGAGAGAUAAAAUUGCAAGAAGAGAUGAUGAAUCACCGAGAUAUAUUAUGCCUAAUCAGUUACUAGUAUCAUUAGUUGCAUACGCUCCUGUGGAGCCUGCAGGUGUUGUAUCUGUGAGCAAUAUGGUUACCGAUCAUGUUAGAUCUAAUUCUAAAAUCCUAGCCAAUUUAAUAAAGAAUUGUUUGACCAAGAUAAAAGAUACUACUGAUGCUGAUAGUUUGAUUUUACAACAAGAACAAAACCAACCUGGAACGUCAACAACGACAACUAAUGUCGAUUUGUCUGAACAAUUAAGUAUUCAUCAAUUGAACACCCUGAAGUCUCAAUUCUUAUCAUUAUAUUCCAAAGUCAAUCAUAUAGAAGGCGUGACGAAUAACGCUAGAAACGCUGAGAAAAAAAAUUCAUUUCUUUUAUGUACUGACCAUAUGUCAUUUAAUGAUGAAGAUGGAAAGAAUUUUAUAAAAUAUUCAGUAUCACCUGAUAAGAAAGACAAGAUCACCACCGAAGAACUGUUAAAACGUGAAGAAAUGUUUGACCAAGCUAUGGAACAAUUACAGCAAGUUGAAUAUUCUAUCCCAAUACCAGAGAAUGAAAUAGUAGUAGUAGAAUCAGAACAACAAGAACCUUCAAUACCUGCGGCGAAUGCAGAGAUAACGACAGCUGUAGCGUCAAGGAAGAAGGAAGAUCUUGAUGAAAUUAUAGUGCUGAAGAAAACGAAUAGAAAUAAGGGAAAAAAGCGUGAAAGAAAACAUAGUGAUGAUGAUGAUGAAGGUGAAAUUGAAGUUAUAGAUUAUUCAAAGAUGGAGAAAGUUCUCGAUAAUAGUAAUACCAAGAGAAAUCAAAAUAAGAACAACAACGGCAAUAAGAGGAAAAGAUUCGAUCCAUAUAAUGUUAAUAAUGAAGGACCAAGAGCUCCAAAGAAGAGGAAAGCUAUGACAAGGGGUAAGAAUGUUUCCUUUAAAAGAUAA